Molecule: messenger RNA, 696 nt
Organism: Paraglomus occultum
Lineage: Eukaryota; Fungi; Glomeromycota; Glomeromycetes; Paraglomerales; Paraglomeraceae
Source: the annotation of a GenBank genome assembly
AUGUCUGGUUUCUUGCAGCGAACAUACAGACUCUCGCAAGAUAUAAAAUUCACUUUGCUUGCUCUCGUCAUGGAUUCGGUACGAAAUUGUCCGCUGUGUUCGUCCGCUGUUUGUCUUUACUCAAUCGAUUUCAACCGCAGAUUUUACAUGUGCGAAAAUAGAGAGUGCUCAUAUCCUUUUGGAAGUUCAGAUUUUGGAGACUUGAUAACAACAGAUUCUUCAGAGACGAAUGGUAGUGAAGUUGAGACGAUAAAUGUGAUAGACGAUUCCCAACCCAACGAUAUAAUAGCGGAUAUGACAGCAACUACUUCGCCAGAGUCUCUACAACCGAUAACACCAAAGGAAUAUACGAAUUCGCCAUCUUUCGGGACAGAUAUCCCCAUCCUCGAUGGUGACUUAUCGGUAAAUAUCGAUCUCCUAACCCUGUUAGGAGUCACUCCGGUGCCGGAUUCGGUUGAAGAAUCUUCAGAGAGUUGUGUUAAACUAUUCGAUGAAUCGUUUUUGAAGGAAUUUGGUAUCAAUUUAUUAGAGCCUGAUCAGCAAGCACAUUUUAUCGAAGGACACGAAGGUACGCUGUUUGUGUCCGAGGAUCAGCGCAAAAUGCAAGAAGGGUCCAUUAUUGAAAGCUUUGAUUUUAGUGUGGACAAUAUGAACAUGAACACUGAAGACGAGAGUGUCUCGCUAGAGUUGCCAUGA